Molecule: messenger RNA, 2038 nt
Organism: Striga asiatica
Lineage: Eukaryota; Viridiplantae; Streptophyta; Magnoliopsida; Lamiales; Orobanchaceae
Source: the annotation of a GenBank genome assembly
AUGUCUGCCAUCGAAACGAGUGCUCCGAUGGACAUAUCGGAGCCUAAUCCCACCGUAUGUAAUGUUCCCGAGCAAGACGCCGGCGUUUUCGAGCCACCGGAUGUGUGCCCUGCUCCACCGCCGCCGCCGCCGCCGCCUCUAUCUCUUUCUCCGCCUUCUCCUUUCCUCAAUGAAGAUAAAGUUACCGUUUCAGGUGGGUGCGUAAACUUGUGCUUAUUUGAAGUUUUGCUAAAACCGUCAAGCACGGCGAAGUAUGAUGAUGUCAGGUUGGCAGUUGAAAGAAUGCUGGAAAAGAGAAGCAUGAGCUAUGUAGAUGGUUCGAUCUCUCUACCACCGGAUAAUACUUUUCUGGUGGAUAAUGUAGAACGCAUAUGCAUAUGUGAUUCAGAUGUGUGGGUGGAAAACCAUGACAUUCUUUUAUUCUGGCAAGUCAAACCUGUUGUGCAUGUUUUCCAGCUCAGUGAGGAAGGGCCAUGUGAGGAUAUAAGCAAUGAUGGUCAACUUGCUAGCUUCAAUGAAUGGAUUCUUCCUGCAAAAGAAUUUGAUGGCAUGUGGGAAAGGCAUGGUUUGCCUGUUCUCUGCAGCUUAAUUUAUGAUUCAGGUCUCAAACAAAGGUUACUUCGUUAUGCAGCGAGUGCGUUGCUUUUCACUGAGAAGGGUGUUAAUCCUUUCCUUGUUUCAUGGAAUCGCAUUAUUCUUCUUCAUGGACCUCCCGGCACAGGCAAGACCUCUUUAUGCAAAGCGUUGGCACAAAAGCUCUCAAUACGCUUUAGCUCAAGAUACCCACAGUGCCAGUUGAUUGAGGUUAAUGCACAUUCCCUCUUCAGCAAAUGGUUUUCUGAAAGUGGGAAACUGGUUGCAAAACUUUUCUCUAAGAUACAAGAAAUGGUAGAGGAUGAAAACAAUCUGGUAUUUGUCUUGAUCGAUGAAGUUGAAAGCCUUGCUGCUGCCAGGAAAGCUGCAUUAUCUGGGUCCGAGCCUUCAGAUUCUAUAAGGGUUGUCAAUGCUCUUCUGACCCAGAUGGACAAGUUGAAGUCCUCACCUAAUGUAAUAAUCCUAACUACAUCAAAUAUAACGGCUGCUAUUGAUAUUGCAUUUGUGGAUCGAGCUGACAUAAAGGCAUAUGUUGGCCCUCCAACUCUCCAUGCACGAUAUGAAAUUCUGAGAUCUUGUUUGGAAGAGCUUUUAAGGACAGGAAUACUAUCAAAUACCGAGUUUCAGGCUGGUCACCUCCUGCCAAGUUUUAUUAGUCUGAGAGAGCAACUGAAUACGGACGUGGUACCUGAGGCUGCGGUCCCAUUUAGCAUCUGCAAACAAUUGCUUGAAGCUGCUGAAGCAUGUGAGGGAUUGAGUGGACGAUCGCUCAGGAAGCUUCCAUUUUUGACACAUGCAGCACUUGCAAAUCCCCUUGGCUGUCAACCUGCAAAAUUCUUGCUUAAGAUGACCGAGACAGCUAAAAGAGAGUGUUCUCAGAUCCUUGAUUGAAUAACAGCCACACGAUCACAUGAUCCUAAGUCCAUUUUCCAGAGUCCAAUUCUGUUAGUCGUGGUGCAAAAAUUGAAACUGUUCAAGAAUUGUAGAAUUUGAGGAUGCUUCACCAGGCUGUUCUAUGCAACAACAAUUUGUAGCUCAAUAGUAAAAUCGAUCAGCAAUAUGUGAUGAUAGUCAAAGUAUAUGUAGGAGAGAUUUGCUCGAUGUUGUUCUCUAUUGCUUUCAUUGAAUGGCUGAAAUAUGCAUAAUUGGCCACAGGUUAUCAUGGAUUCAUGUAUGUAGUUUUAGUUAGAGACAAACAAAGUACUUAACAGGGAUCAAUGUGUUAACCUUUGAAUUUUUAUGGAGGAAUAUUCAACUUUUGGCUGAUUGUAUAAAAAAAUUGUUGUUCAAUUAAAGAUUCUGAAUGAUGGAUGUCUAAUAUACCAAACAUUCUUUUUUUGGGGUACAAUUUUGUGAAAUGCAUACUAAUAUCAAUGAGACAUUUGAAAUGCAGAUUUAUAACUUUUUUUUUUUCCUUUGUCUGUUUAUUUAAAAUUACAUAAAA